Molecule: messenger RNA, 6626 nt
Organism: Trachymyrmex septentrionalis
Lineage: Eukaryota; Metazoa; Arthropoda; Insecta; Hymenoptera; Formicidae
Exons: 10
Coding region: 368-5464 (1698 amino acids)
Biological process (GO): protein dephosphorylation; negative regulation of protein kinase activity
Molecular function (GO): cation binding; protein serine/threonine phosphatase activity
Source: RefSeq, a predicted model, not a curated record
ACGCGGUGAACGACGGACGCUCCGCUGAAUGAAUGACAUAACUUGUAUAUAGAUAUAUAAAUAUUGCGUAGAUCGGAUCGCGUGGUUGACGUGUCUUAACUCGUAAUAAAUCGGAGUCGGUGAGAACGGUGUCGUGGAGUAUAAUCGGAUCCGCAUUAUCCCGUGACGUUACGAGUUCGGCGCGCACUACGAGCGGAGCGGAGCGGAACGAGACGCGUUAUAGCGGGCCGGGGCGCGCCGGGAGCUGGGAGCAAAGCGGAGCGGUGCCGGAGCAAAGCGUGCGUUGCCGUGGCGUGGCGUGGCUUAGCGUCGCGCGUCGCUCCUCCGUAGCACGUGCGCGUUUAUACGAGCGUCUCACGAAGCGACAAUGGCCGCGAACUGCGUGGCGGACGGCAAUUAUCUCGGCGAGUAUUCGCGAUUCUUCGCCGAAUUCGUCGCCAGGAUGAACCCGGACGAUCAGCUGCCGGUGAAGGUGAGCGUUUACGACGUCAACGAGAACGAGCUCGUCGGUGAGAUCGUCAGCGUGACUCUACAGUACGUCAAUCGAAUAUAUUGUCCACCAAGCUUACAAUCCUAUAUUUCAUAUCUCGCAAUACAAGCGAUCAAGAUAACAUGCAAGGCACAGCCGGAAAUCUGCGGGCUAAGACAGCAACAAAAGACGUACGCGCCUUUGAAGCUCAUGCAUGCCAUCACAAACACAGUAAACGAGAUCUGCAAGCGGUAUUCAGAUAACAGCAGGCUAGCCCUCUUGCCACCGCCUUCAUCAACGCCGCAAGUGACAGUGGGUGCCAUCAGAAAUGCUAGAAGAAAAAUGGAAGACCGCCACAUGAUCUUGCACGACUUAAAUACCAUAUUUAAUAUUCAGGAUGACACUAUCGUGGAUUACUACGCUGUAUUCGAUGGCCACGGUGGACAAGACGCCGCGGCAUAUUGCGCAACACAUUUGCAUCAAUAUUUGGUCGAGAGUGUGCACUAUCCAACUGAUCCGGAACGUGCGUUGCGCGAUGCUUUCCUGACGACCGAUGCACAAUUCAUAGCGAAGUCGAGUGUGCAGAAAUUAAGUGGCGGAACCACCGCGGUUUGCGCAUUGCUGAUAAAUAAGAAAUUGUACAUUGCUUGGGUUGGUGACUCCAUGGCUUCGUUGGUUACAAACGGACACGUGAAACAAUUGGUCAAUCCUCAUCGACCAGCGAGAAAAGAUGAGGACGAACGGAUUCGCAAUUUGGGAGGAGUCGUCACCCAUUGUAUGGGUGCAUUGCGAGUAAACGGAUUCCUCAGCAUAUCUCGAGCCAUUGGCGAUGUCCCGUAUAAACCGUACGUCAGCAGCGAGCCCGAGGUUCGAUGCGUACCUCUGAACGGCACCGAGGAUUUUCUCAUAAUCGCCUGUGACGGAUUGUGGGACUACGUCGACCAGAGAACCGCGGCGCUUCGUGUCUACCGGCAGGUGCUGCAAAAUCCCUGCGACCUGAAACAAGUGCAUCAGGCUUUGCUGCAGAGUGCUAAGCGUGGGGGUUCUUUGGAUAAUAUUACGGUAAUUGUGGUGUUCCUGACGCCGCCGAUCGAGAUCGUUCGAAUCGCUUCGCGCUCGAAUCCGCUUCUGACGUAUCAACCACCGAAUGGUCUAUUACUAAACAACAUGGAUCCGAAUAAUCCGAUCCCGUCGAAUCAUGAUGAAUUCGAUGUAAAACCGGCCUACAUCAAACAGCUGAUCGACGACGGCAUAGAUCGCCCCGAUUUCGAUUUACUUUUGAAAAAUUCCGUGCGCGGUAUGAACAGGAAUGGCAAGCACCGGAACGACGACGAUGCUGAAUACGAUUACACGGACAUAGGUCCGGAGACCGAUGUCGACGCCGGCGAGGAUGUGCACGACAACAAUUACCCGGCCCUCGCCACAUCGUCGUCGCUCGAUCCCACCCCCGAGAGCGAGAAACCAUCGAUGGAAAUUGAGAAGUACAACGACAACGACGACGACGACGGCAAGAACGACAACGAUUAUACUAACCGCGAAAACGCGAACGUCUGCCCGGUGGACUCGGUAGUAAACGAUGAUGAUCUAGACAAUUGUGUCCGACCGAAUGAUAAAGACGUUCGUGGCGCGGACGACGAAACGCUGCGCGACCACGGUGACGACGACGACGACGUCGCGCGUAUCGAGACCGCUGGCAUGCAUACCGUCGUGGACGAUGACGAGUCGCCACCCUCGCCGCGAACUACUAAACCUCUUCAGCAUGCACUGAUCGUAGCGGAUAAUGUAGCAGACAGCGAGGAUUCCGAGGACGAGUGGGAUUAUUAUCGUGCCGAUCCAAACAAGCAGGAAACUGCAGUGACAGCUGUUACGGCAGACGAAUCCCUCAAAGACGUUGAGGAGCAAAGUGCACAGGAGACCGAGUCUGUCGCGGAAGCUAGCUUGGAAGUUCAGUCUUCGGGAGCAGAGGACGAUAUUAAAUACGACCCGACUAUUUUGGACCCCAAAUUUGAGCUUAUCGACAUCGAUAUAAGCGAAGAAAAAAAAGAGGAGUUCAGAGUGAAAAGUUUUCCUCCAAUUUAUCCAGGUAUUCUGGAAGGUAUGGAUUUCCAAUUGAAUCCGGAGGCAGCAGAGUUCGUGCCGUUAUCACCACCGUUAGUAUGCAAUAGAAGCAACACACAUUUGAAGGAUUUUGCCAUUAGUGGCUCUCCUCUGAAAACAACACAGAUCAUGGAUGAUAUUUGUGUACCGAGCCAGAGUGAAUUCGACAAGGAAGUCUGUCGUCGACCAAAGGAGAUAGGCGAGGAAACGCACGACGAAAAUGCAGAGCUACAGAAUAAUAGUUCGCAGAGUUUGGAUAUAUCCGACAUUUCGUCGACCAAAGCUGAAAUCGGUGAUGAUGAAUCCAUGAUGCAUGUAAUGUCUACCUCACAGUGGCAGACGGAUGUCUCUUCUCAGUGGAAUGAAAAGGCGCAUGACGAUGCGGGUUCUGAUUUGGAAGAUGGUGUUGUCACCAAGGACGAUCCCAUGACUGUAUCGUUAACUCCAGCUAGCUUCAAAGCGUUCGAAUUGAAAGUUGAUUUGAAUGCCUUACACAUAUUGGACGAUAGUUCUGAUGGUGCUGAACAAGCGAACACACCACCGCGUUCACCCGAGCCGUCUACGAAGAUUGCAUACGACGAGGAUCGUCCGAACACACCUUCUUUGGAGGACACGAAUUCGAUCGAUGUCUUAUGCGCGUCAACACCACAGCCUCCAGAUGAUUCUGUAUCUGUAAAUUCUGAAACUACUAACUCUGAAACGAAAAUAAACGAAAAGGAAAGUUUGUUCGAUAGCAAUCCAUUCUUGCAUGAAACAGUACUCAGCUGUACUGCGAAAAAGGUAAUCAAUAAUGUACCAGGAAUAGACAUACAAGGAUAUGAAUCCGAAGAAAACGUUCCAAAAGAACACAGAGAAACCUUCAAAGAAGUUUAUGACAUAGAAAAUUCUUCUGACACAGAAGAGGACAAAAAUUUAUGUAAAAAAGAAGACAAUAAAGAUGCUGAAGACGUGCAAGCUUUUAUUAUGAGGUCGUUGGAUGAUAGUCCAAAAAUGUUAGAAACGGAAAAUGUGGAAUCCGAAGUACCGACAAAUCUUCCAGAUUCAACAAGUCAUUCAGAUUUAGAUAAUGCAAUACAUACCGCACAACAUUAUCUCUCAGAACAAAAGUUGUCAGAAUUAGUGAGUUCAGAACACACGGUGCCAGACGAAACGUUACAGACGCAGCUAGACUAUUGCGCUGUCAAUCUUGAAAAUAAUGUUCAAAAGUUGGAAAAUCUUAUUGAACCACUAAUCAAUACAGAAAAUCAGUCAAAUCAAUCUACUGAUUGGACAGAUUAUUGUAAAACGGAAAAGGCUAUGUUACACACUGAAAAUUUUAACUGUGAAGUAUACAAAGAUGAUUCCUUCUUUGAUAGUAAAAAACAAGAAGAUAUCGAAAAAUUGUGUAAUGAAGACAAAGACAGCGAUAAAAGUGACUUCAAACCGGACAGUACAACUGAAUUAAUACCAUCUGAUUCGAUACAUAAAUUUAAUUUUAUGGAAGAGGAGCUGCAACAUGAAAACCAGAUGUUUGAAGAAUCUGUACCGAUAACAAUACUAACUAAUGAGUCAAUUAAGCAAGAACAAAUAGAAGAAAAGGCUGCGGAAUUUGUAUCGGCUAAUGUUGAUGAGGAGGUAUUGAAGGAAGAAAUUACUUCUGAAAAUAUUCCUCCGAAACAGGAAGAGAUUGUAGAAUUGCAAAAGACUGUAGAAGUUCUUGAAGAUAUCGCAACGAUAGACAAGUCGAAAGAAACGGAAGUCGCGCAAGUAUCAGUGGAAGCCGCCGUCGUUGCAACGGCAGCAGCCGUCGUCAUUGCGAGCUCGAAAGCGAAGACUACCACUACAACGAGCGCGAAACGUCCAACAAAAACUACCGUGACGAAAACAACAACGAAAGCAGCAACGAAAUCGCCAACUUCGCCCUCUAAAGCGAUCAGUACGACCAUGCGAACAACUACGACGUCUUUACCGGCAUCACAAUUAACCUUGAAAAAAACUGCUACGAGUACCGCGACUCGUCCUAAGCAAUUGGAAGGAUCGACUAAAACGACAGUCUCAAGCGCUAGCGGUAAAACCACCACCACAAAGACAACGGUGCUACCCAAAAGUACAACAGCGACGAGAACCAGUGCUUCUCCACGGUCCGCUACGAGACCAAAAACUACCACCACCACUACUACCUCGUUGAAAGUGAGUACUCCAGCAUCAAUCGAGAAGAAGUCAACGGUGAGUGGUGACACGAAAUUGGCCAGCAAACCCGCCACCACGAAACCAGCGAGCACCACUGUUAGAACAACAACUACUAGCACAACCGCAAAGACACUUGUCAAAACGUCAACGGCUACAAAAACAUCAACAUCCAAUGUAACGUCAAAACCAAGACCCAUGUCUGCGACUUUAGCUACUAAAUCCGCAUCGACAUUAAAGCAGCCUACAACCGGCGUUAACGGUGCAUCGCGACCCAAGACCGCUCCGACUUCUGGUGGCACAACCAAGCCACGCGAAAGUAAAACGAUCACAGCCACUGGGAAGUCGCCAUUGAUUGACAAACAGAGCAAAGAGACAGUCAAUAAGCAAAUUUCUCGUUCUGGAGCAUCGGUGCCUAAAACGAGUGCUCGCUCUUCCGUACCUAUCGGUACAGCUACUGGCAUUGCAAAGACUCGUACAUCGACUGGGAAAUCGUCUGGAAACGCUUCCGCGACCUCGCCAACGAAGAAAACUCUGACAUCGAAGUCUACGUCGAGGACUACCUCCACUACUGUGACGAAGCGAUUAUCGAGUGAGGCCAAGGUAUUGCAGAAUGGAAUUACCAAGGAGGACGCUGUCAUAACAGCAACGAACAAGCCCGAGGACGACGUACCGCUAAAGGAUGCGUCGCCGGUGAACAUGCCGAUCGAUAAUCAACUGAUCGCCGAUUGAACAAUCGAUCGAUAAGCUGCGAACUGUCCGCCGCUUCGCGACAACAUACGUCGGCCUAGGAAUUACACGUCGUCGCGGGUGAACCGACAUAUAGGUUUCUCCUUCUUAUUAUUAUUUAACGGACAGAGCACGACUGCGCGUCGGGACAUUCACUAGAGUAGUGUUUAGGGAUUUAUACAUGCAUGUCAAAUCGAAAAAUUUUUUAUUGUUCUUACGUGAAUGCAUACAUAUGUGACAGAGAUAUUAGUCUAACAAGAACAAGGCAUACCCUAAACAUUGCUUUUAACAACUGCUGCCUUAUCGUAAUAAAGAUCGAUAGUCUUGUUGUGUAAAUAUAAUUCGGAUGCGUUCUCAUGCGUCAUUAUUUUCAACUGAUCCGCGGGCCUGAGAUUGUCUGAGAGGGCUCAGAUAGUGCUCGUGGCGGCUUCUGAAAAUAGACUCGGCUCCGAUAAUGGCAGUAUGUUAAUCUUUAAUGAAACUCGAUAAAAUAUAUGGAUUUUUUACAAUUUUUUAAUUUUAUAUGCGCAAUUAUAAUUGAUAACGAUUACUCGCGACAUAAUUUUACUCGAAUCACAAAAAAGAAAAAGAAUGGAGGAGAGGGAAGCGUAUAUUUAUUCUUGUUUGUUCCUAUUUUUUGAAGUUGAAUUCAUUGCGAGAUAUAUACUGACUCGUAAUCAUGAUAAUAUAAUACUAUCUAAUCUAUGUGUACAGCACCCUAUGGUUUAAUGUGAUAUAUCUUACAGUACUAUAUUAAAUAAAUUCGAAUAAUAUGCACUAGAGAAGCCAGAAGAAGUUUAUAUAUGUAUAUGAACGGAGAAAGAGAAAAGGAAUCCAAAGGUUUAGUGAAAAAGAGAAAAUUCAUUAAACGGAACCAAAGGCAUACUGUGUCUCUCUGAUAUAAUAUUUUGGUUGCUCUUAUUAAAUCUUCUCUAACCAAACAUUUGGAUCCUGCUUUUCUCAGCGCCGAUCAUCGAUUGUGGAUAAUCGUCGUGUGCGCGCGUUUAAAGCUUUCAGGCACCGCACAAAUCUCAAAUCUUCUUUUCCCUUGCGUUUCGAACUUCCACUGUAGGAGCGCGCGCUCGACGACGUCUAAUACUAUGGAAACUUCGAUCGAAAAUGGUUCCCCCCCCCCUUUUUUUUUAUCCUGUUUGACCUCCGAUCG